Molecule: messenger RNA, 375 nt
Organism: Rangifer tarandus platyrhynchus (Svalbard reindeer)
Lineage: Eukaryota; Metazoa; Chordata; Mammalia; Artiodactyla; Cervidae
Source: the annotation of a GenBank genome assembly
AUGCAACUUCUGAAGUGUUCCACACUUCAGAAAAGAGGUUGCUUUGAGUUUACUUUAAACAUCAAGUCUAAUUCCUACAGUGAAAUCAUAAUUUACUUUUCCUUGUUAAAAAUAAGUAGUUCAGAGGAAAAGCAGAAAAGAUCAUACAAACAUGUAGCACUUAAUUUACAAAGUCCUUUCUCAUCUGCAUUUUUAUGUGAUUUCUUCAACAGUAAUUGUAAUACCAAUAUAUAUGUCAACCAUGUAAUAAUGAUAAUGAUGCUAGUAGUUUUAGUAUUACCAUUAGUAGUAGUAUUAGUAAUACAUUUUAUGAAUGAGGAAACACACUCAAUGAAGCUAGGAAUUUGGCAAGAACUGGCUGGGACUUAUAGCUGA